AUGGGUCUUAAUAAUCAAGAUGCUGGAAAUAACAACUCAAACCUUCUUCUUCUAGGUUUAGCUCUUACUCUUACCAAACAAGACACACCACCAUCCAACAACAACAACAACGUUGCAAAACCUUAUUCGUCAAGUAACAACAACUAUGAAGCUGAACCAUCUCUAACGUUGGCUUUAUCUAGUUACUAUGAAGAACCUCUUGAUUUUUCUACACAGACAAACUCACCUCUCCACAGCGUUGUUUCGUCUUUCUCCAGUGGUAGAGUGAAAAGAGAAAGAGAUGUUAGCAGUGAAGAAAUCGAAGUAACGGAGAUAGAAAGAGUUUCGUCCAGAAUUAGCGACGAAGAAGAAGAUGGUGUCACCACAGCUAGGAAGAAACUUAGACUCACCAAAGAUCAAUCCGCCAUGCUUGAAGAAAGCUUCAAACAACACAGCACUCUCAACCCUAAACAGAAACAAGCUUUAGCCCGAGAGUUAAAUCUAACCGCUCGACAAGUCGAGGUCUGGUUUCAGAACCGCAGAGCCAGAACAAAGCUGAAGCAAAUAGAGGUGGAUUGUGAGUUCCUAAAGAAAUGUUGUGAAACAUUAACGGAUGAAAACAGAAGACUACAAAAAGAGGUUCAAGAAUUAAAGGCACUGAAACAAGCACAACCCUUGUAUAUGCCUAUGCCUGCUGCAACCCUUACUAUGUGCCCUACUUGUGAGAGGCUAGGUGGUGGUGUUAACGGUGGUUCUUCCAAUAAGGGCAAUUUUCAAUGGCUCCUAAACCUCACUUUUACAAUCCCUUCACUAAUUCUUCUGCAGCAUGUUGAUUUGUUACUAUGA
Lathyrus sativus (Indian pea) is the source of this 825-nucleotide messenger RNA. The record is from the annotation of a GenBank genome assembly. Lineage: Eukaryota; Viridiplantae; Streptophyta; Magnoliopsida; Fabales; Fabaceae.